UAUUCAGUAUGAUCAGUUCUCUGGCUACAGAAGGUCCAAUUAAUUCAAAUAAAUUACAAAUCUAGAAAUACCAAUAAUUUUGAUUUACAUGUAAAAGAACAAUUAAGAUUUAAUUAAGCAUGUUAAAGGUGGAAACUAAUGAAAAUAUUGAACUAGAAAAAUGUCUCCAAGUAAAAGAGCAAGAACAGAUAGUUUGAGUACGACGAAGAAAGACCACUCAAAUGAAAGUGUUUUUAAAUGUUUAUCAGAGGCAUAUUGUGAGAAGCACUCUUGCAAUAGUGUGAAGACCCCUAGUGUCAUGCAGAAUGCUGGAAAAGAGCAUGCUGAUACAAUGGAUACUGGAAAAGAGUAUGACAAGAAGAUGCUUGCAAAAGAAGUGAUGCAUCCUAGCUUAAUGAACUGUGAAAAAGUUAACACUGGAAUAAAGGAUGCUGACGGGAUGAAGACUGCUGGAAAAGUUAACACUGGAAUAAAGGAUGCUGACGGGAUGAAGACUGCUGGAAAAGUAUUUUCUAUUCUAAAGACUGGGGAAAAGUUGCAAACUGGUGAAAUGUAUUCUGAAAAGGGAGAAAAAACAGAGAAAUGUCUAAACAAUAUGUCAAUUCAACAUAAUGGAAAAGAGCAGAUUAAAGAACAUGGUAAAAACGAGAGUUCUGGUGAAAUGUAUUCUGAAAAGGGAGAAAAAACAGAGAAAUGUCUGAACAAUAUGUCAAUUCAACAUAAUGGAAAAGAGCAGAUUAAAGAACAUGGUAAAAACGAGAGUUCUGGUGAAAAAACCAUUCCAUCACAAUAUGACAAGGAUGUGAACAUAUUUUGGUUUAGAAAUGGGAUAAGGUUGCAUGAUAAUGGUAGCCUUCAUAAUGCUUCACAGAAUACCAAGGGCAAACUACUACCAAUAUUUAUAUUUGAUGGUGAGACCCCAACUACCAACUUGUGUGGAUACAACAAGAUAAAGUUCCUACUGGAAUGUUUAGAGGAUGUAGAACAACAAUUCCAAGAGGCAGGGGGAAAGCUGUACUUUCUUCAAGGAAAACCUGUAAAGUUGUUCAGAAUCUUAAACAGGCAUUUUAAUUUGAAUCGAAUAUGCUUUGAUCAAGAUAUAGAACCUAUCUGGCUAGAGCGUGACAAUGCCGUUAAAGACUUCUGUAUUUCAAAGAAGAUAGAUGUGUUUGAACAUAUUGGAGCCACCCUUUGGGACCCAUUGGAGAUAAUCGAGGCAAAUGGAGGCACUCCACCUCUUACAUAUGCUCAAUUCUGUCAUGUGACAAGGGCCAUUGAUCAACCACCAAGACCAAAGGAAGACAUAGAUCUUAAAAAAGUUAACUUCUUAGAGCUGUCAGAAACUCUGCUAGAAGAACUGAAUUGUUUCCCAUCAUGUCCUUCUGCUGAAGAUCUAGGGUACAAGUGGUCAGGAGAGAAGAAAGUUUUUAAGGGUGGAGAAAGGCUGGCAUUAAAAUACUUCAAUCGUCGUGUGAUAUCAGAAAAAGAGGCAUUCAUUGACAGAUCAUUCCUGCCUAAUCGACACAAUCCAGAUAUUCUCUGCCCACCCAAAUCCCUCUCUCCUGAUCUCAAGUUUGGUUGUCUAAGCAUUAAAAAGUUCUACUGGGAAAUAAUUGAUGCUUUUGAAGAGGUUAACAAAGGCAGUCCCCCAGCAUGCUAUCUGAUCGUCUCUCAACUUAUUUGGCGUGAGUUUUUCUACACAAUGUCAGCUAACAACCCUUUCUUUGGAGAAAUAGAACGAAACCCUGUUUGCAUUGAUUUUCCUUGGUACAAGGAUGAUGAGGCACUGUCGAAACUUAGUUUGGGUAUGACUGGCUAUCCAUUUAUUGAUGCUGGUGUCAGACAAAUGAGGAAAGAAGGAUGGACACAUCAUAUAGUCAGAAAUGCCAUAAGCAUGUUUCUGACGCGUGGAGAUCUGUGGUUAAGCUGGGAGCAUGGAGUAGAGCUGUUUAUGAUUCACAUGAUUGAUGCUGAUUGGGCAGUUACAGUAGGGAACUGGAUGUGGGUUUCAAGUUCUGCUUUUGAAAGGGCCCUCAACUGCAGUUACUGUCUGGAUCCUCGCACAUAUGGCAAAGAGGUGGACCCUGAUGGUGCUUACAUAAAAAAAUUUGUCCCUGAGCUGGCAAAUUUCCCAGCACAGUACAUCUACGCCCCCUGGACAGCACCACUGGAGGAACAAGAAAAGGCAUCUUGCAUCAUUGGCAAGGACUACCCUGGCCCAAUGAUUGAUCAUGACAAAGCCUCAAUCGAAAACAACAAGAUGAUAUUACAACUGCAGAAGAAGGUGCUAUCCAAAUACAAGAGAGAGCCUGACCAUAUAAAACCAUCAGAUGAAUCCGAAAUAAACACAUUUUUCAGAAUCUAAAUACAGCUGAGGCUUGGGAACUUCAUGGAUUCCAAAUGUAAAUAUUUAUGAAUCUUAUCUGUUUGUUCGUUGAUUGGUACAUUCGUAAUGGUAUCCAUAAGUAUUGGGAAGGAUUAAGGCUAUUAAAAAUAAUAAAUGUUGCCUUUGAAAAAUAAUUAAAAUGCCUACAGAAAGUUUAUAAAAAUCUUUUUUGUAACAAACUUGUUUACCAAUGAAGUGGGCUUGAAGUAUUCUCUGUCCAGAUAUUUGUGUGUAAUCUAUUAUUGAGUGAAAUGUUACGUAAACAAUAAAAUAUUG
Molecule: messenger RNA, 2662 nt
Organism: Eurytemora carolleeae
Lineage: Eukaryota; Metazoa; Arthropoda; Copepoda; Calanoida; Temoridae
Product: cryptochrome-1
Exons: 12
Coding region: 161-2365 (734 amino acids)
Biological process (GO): circadian regulation of gene expression; entrainment of circadian clock by photoperiod
Cellular component (GO): cytoplasm; nucleus
Molecular function (GO): DNA binding; FAD binding
Source: RefSeq, a predicted model, not a curated record